AAGGAGAAGAUCCGGGAGAAGUUUGUGGAAGCCCUGAAGACAGAGUUUGCUGGCAAGGGGCUAAGGUUCUCGCGAGGAGGCAUGAUAAGCUUCGAUGUCUUCCCGGAAGGCUGGGAUAAGCGCUACUGCCUCGACAGUCUCGAUGAGGACAGCUUCGACAUCAUCCACUUCUUUGGCAAUGAGACCAGUCCUGGUGGGAAUGACUUUGAGAUCUAUGCGGACCCCCGGACUGUCGGCCAUAGUGUGGUCUCCCCUCAGGAUACUGUACAACGAUGCCGAGAACUUUUUUUCCCAGAGACAGCCCAUGAGGCAUGACGGUGACCACAGCUAAGCAUUGGGACCUUCAAAGAGCUCUGGCUAGGCCUGAAGAGAGAACCAUGGAGUGCCAAGGUUCCCAUUCCUCUGGACCAGCAUGUAGCAUCAUGUGGGGCACCACGAGGCCCACUCACACAGGACCAGGGUCUGUGGCAACUGUCCCAAGCCAGGUGGCUCCCCAUAAAUAAGACUUAUUCCUGCACUCCACUGAUGGCCCCUGGCUUCUGAUGCUGCUGGUUUCUGUAACAGAAUAGGUUUCACCCAGCUGGGAGAUAGUGGUGCAUGCCUUUAAUCCCAGUACUAGGGAGGCAGAGACGGGUGGAUCUGAGUUUGAGGCCAGCCUGGUCUACAAAGCUACACAGAGAAACCCUGUCCUGAAAAACAAACAAACAAAAAAAAUAGGUUUCACCCCAGAGGGAGGCAUGUGAGUUAUGCUAUGGACCGUGCUGGCCACAACUGACAAGGGAGGAGUGACAGGGAAGGGGCACCUUCCUGUCACAGAUUAAAGGACUGUCACAGAUUAAAGUUCCCAAGACAA
Cricetulus griseus (Chinese hamster) is the source of this 853-nucleotide messenger RNA. NCBI's taxonomy places the organism in Eukaryota, Metazoa, Chordata, Mammalia, Rodentia, Cricetidae. The record is from RefSeq and is a predicted model, not a curated record.